Molecule: messenger RNA, 1589 nt
Organism: Lepus europaeus (European hare)
Lineage: Eukaryota; Metazoa; Chordata; Mammalia; Lagomorpha; Leporidae
Gene: UBE2E3
Product: ubiquitin conjugating enzyme E2 E3
Exons: 6
Coding region: 303-926 (207 amino acids)
Biological process (GO): protein polyubiquitination
Cellular component (GO): nucleus
Molecular function (GO): ubiquitin conjugating enzyme activity
Source: RefSeq, a predicted model, not a curated record
GCCGGGAGCUCGCGCCCUCGCCCAGGCGAGCUCCCACCCCCCCCUUUUUCCCGAAGGCGCUGGGCGGCGCCACCCUCCGGCCGGAGCCCGGCACUGCACAACCCCCUCCGACUUUCAAUGUUCCACACUCCCCGGCCAGAGCCUCCUCGGCUUCUUUUUUUCCCUCCCCCCCCUUUUCCCCCCCCCCAGCUGCCUCCAUUUCCUUAAGGAAGGGUUUUUUUCUCUCUCCCUCCCCCACACCGUAGCGGCGCGCGAGCGGGCCGGGCGGGCGGCCGAGUUUUCCAAGAGGUCACUUCACCAAGAUGUCCAGUGAUAGGCAGAGGUCCGACGAUGAGAGCCCCAGCACCAGCAGUGGCAGUUCAGAUGCGGACCAGAGAGACCCAGCCGCUCCAGAGCCUGAGGAACAAGAAGAAAGAAAACCUUCUGCCACCCAGCAGAAGAAGAACACCAAACUCUCUAGCAAAACCACUGCUAAGUUAUCCACUAGUGCUAAAAGAAUUCAGAAGGAGCUAGCUGAAAUAACCCUUGAUCCUCCUCCUAAUUGUAGUGCUGGGCCUAAAGGAGAUAACAUUUAUGAGUGGAGAUCAACUAUACUUGGUCCACCAGGUUCUGUAUAUGAAGGUGGUGUGUUUUUUCUGGAUAUCACAUUUUCAUCAGAUUAUCCAUUUAAACCACCAAAGGUUACUUUCCGCACCAGAAUCUAUCACUGCAACAUCAACAGUCAGGGAGUCAUCUGUUUGGACAUCCUUAAAGACAACUGGAGUCCUGCUUUGACUAUUUCAAAGGUUUUGCUGUCUAUUUGUUCCCUUUUGACAGACUGCAACCCUGCGGAUCCUCUGGUUGGAAGCAUAGCCACUCAGUAUUUGACCAACAGAGCAGAACAUGACAGGAUAGCCAGACAGUGGACCAAGAGAUACGCAACAUAAUUCACAUAAUUUGUAUGCAGUGUGAAGGAGCAGAAGGCAUCUUCUCACUGUGCUGCAAAUCUUUAUAGCCUUUACAAUACGGACUUCUGUGUAUAUGUUAUACUGAUUCUACUCUCUGCUUUUAUCCUUUGGAGACUGGGAGACUCCCCAAAAAGGUAAAUGCUCUCAAGAGUAGAACUUUGUAGCUGUAGAUUAGUUAUGUUUAAAAUGCCUACUUGCAAGUCUUGCUUCUUUGGGAUAUCAAAAUGUAUUUUGUGAUGUACUAAGGAUACUGGUCCUGAAGUCUACCAAAUAUUAUAGUGCAUUUUAGCCUAAUUCAUUAUCUGUAUGAAGUUAUAAAAGUAGCUGUAGAUGACUAGGAAUUAUGUCAUUUGUAUUAAACCCAGAUCUAUUUCUGAGUAUGUGGUUCAUGCUGUUGUGAAAAAUGUUUUACCUUUUACCUUUGUCAGUUUGUAAUGAGAGGAUUUCCUUUUACCCUUUGUAGCUCAGAGAGCACCUGAUGUAUCAUCUCAAACACAAUAAACAUGCUCCUGAAGGCAUAGUUUCUUGUCGUAAUAUUUUUAGUCAGUCUUGUUAGAAGGUGUGUCAGAGAUGAUUGUUGGUGAAAUAAAAAUGUGGGUAUGAAGAUUGACUACUAAGGACUAGUAAAAAUAAGUGAAUUAU